AUGCUUUUCGAAGUAGCACUUACCUCUCCACAACAAGUUGCGAUUGAAUUCGAAGAACAGACAUGGACAUAUGCCGAACUACUCAUGAAUGUGAUCUGUAUUGCUCGUCAUCUUCAAGUCGAAUUAGGUGAUAUCAUCUACCAAUAUGUUGAUCCUAGUAUAGAGAUGGUAUGUGGACUAUUAGGAAUCAUGUGUGCUGGUGGGGCGUAUUGUCCGCUAAGUCCGAGUGAUCCAUCUGCGUAUGUUCGUACAUUGAUCGAUGAAACUCGAGGCCGAUUUGUUCUUGUUCAUGGAAAUACAUGUGAUAGAUUCUCAAGCAUGAUUAGUCAACAAAUUCAUAUGAUCAAUAUACAACAUAUUUUACUAGCUGACACUAGAGAAGAAGCGCCUGAGCAAAAUAUCCACGUCGAGAGCAAUACCUCGAGUUUUAUUGUUUGCACAUCUGAUGCAAAUGGUCGACAAAAAAUUAUUGUACACACACACGCAUCUCUUAUAGCAGGUGUUCAUAAUCUAAUAAGUUGGGACACCAAUCACAGUGACAAAGUUCUUCAAAUAGCUGAGUCAUCGUGGGCCAUUCAUUUGUUUGAAAUUUUGAUGCCUCUUUUGACAGUUCCUUCUGGCACACUAGUGCUUUUACCGUCUAGCGCUACUUUGAAUAUGACCCGGUUCUGCAAGACUAUCAAAGACAAGCAAAUCACAAUUUUCUUUGCCGAUUCAUCGUUGCUUAAAAAAUUGCUUGAAUACUUCGAGCUCAACGAUAUAGAGCGUAGUGAAACACUAGAACGAGUACGCAUCCUAUGGACAUCGAGUGAAUUUUCUAAACCAAAAUAUUUGGCUAAAAUCAAGUCUUAUUCUUCGCAAACUCGUAUCUUUUUAAGAUUCGGCAUAAAUGAAACAAGCGCUGCAAUAGGGCGCGAAAUCAAAGAGACGAUUGAUGAACUCACGAAUUUAAGUACCUUAUCUAUCGGCUGUUCACUAGCAGAGUAUAAAUGUUUACUUCUGGAUGAAAGUAACGAUAGAAAAAUUAUCUCGCCAUCGGAUACAAACAGUAUUGGGCAAAUUUAUCUUGCAGGUGCCGGUCUUUUCAAGUGUUAUUACAACAAUCCUGGAUUGACCAGUACGAGCCGGGUCAUAAUCGAUAAUGAAGAGUAUUUCAAGACAGGUGAUCUCGCAAGAUACAAUGCAAAAAAUGAACUUGAGUAUAUUGGAUGUAUCGAUUUUCAAAUAAAAGUUGAUGAUCAACUAGUAGAAACAGCCGAUAUUGAGAGAACAAUCAUAGCCUGCUGUCCAAAUGAAAUCUCCAGUUGUCUUGUGGUCAAAUUAUCCCAAGAAGAAGAUUUACUCGUAGCCUAUAUCAUCAGCGAUAGCUCACAGCUUGCUACUGAAUCAAUUAGAGAUUAUUGCAAAGAUCGUCUACGUAAAUACAUGGUUCCAUCCUAUUUUGUUGUCCUCAACAAAUUCCCACUGGAUACAAAUGGACAAGUGGAUAGAAAACAAUUACCAUUGCCUUCAUCGAUUGGUUCAGAGUUCGACGUUUGCCUCCUUGAUAGAACCGUUUCCGAAGGCACACGCCGAUGUUGGUCGUCGUUACCUUCCAUUCCAAUUCGACCAUGCAGCAAUAUUAAUUGCUUGAUCAUGGGUAAACGCCCUUUGACAACUGAAAAUAAUAAUAUUAAUAAGAUAAAUAAAAACAUUUUUCAUGCAUCAUUACCAACAAUUAUUAAUAUCUCAAAUGAUGUUGAAUGUAUAAAUAAACAUGAUCCUCUUCUUAGUGAACACGAUUCAACAAAUGUUUUAUCGAAUUUGUCUAAUUCAUGUAAUCUCGAAGAGCGAGAUGAAAACAAAUUACCAUUUCCAGAUUUUGUUGAAAAAGCUUUUUAUUUCCUUCGACAAACAACACCACCACGUUACCAAUGUUUAAAACUUAUAACAUGGCCAUGGUUUGAUCUUAUAAGUAUGUUUGUUAUUUUAAUUAAUUGUAUUACACUUGGUAUGCAUCAACCAUGCACACAUCAAAGUGACAUAGAAUCAUCCAAAAAAUGCGAUACAACAUUUUGUAUCUAUCUUCAAACAAUAGAUUAUUAUGUUUUUGCAUUUUUUACCAUUGAAAUGUGUCUCAAAAUGAUAGCAAUGGGAAUAUUUGGCAAAAAAACUUAUCUUGCUGAAUCAUGGAAUCGGCUUGAUUGUUUUAUUGUUCUUACCGGAUUAGCGGAAUUAUUGAUACCAGGUGAUUAUAUAAGUCUAUCAGCUAUUCGUACAGUUCGAGUACUUCGUCCAUUACGUACGAUUAAUCGUGUACCAUCGAUGCGCAUUAUUGUUUUGCUUCUACUCGAUACACUACCUAUGCUUGGCAAUGUCCUUCUACUGUGUUUCUUUAUGUUUUUCAUUUUUGGUGUUAUUGGUGUAGAAUUAUGGAAAGGAUUAUUACGUAAUCGUUGUUUCUUAGAAUUGAAUACUACAAUUAUAGCUGAUUAUUCAUUAUUCGGGGAUUUUCAUUUCGAAUCAUUUUAUAUUCCUCCUGAUCAAAGUUCAUUUAUUUGUUCUAAGCCAUCAUCAAGUGGAAUGACAAAAUGCUCAGAUAUUCCACGUUUACGCCAAGAUAAUAAGACUUGUGACUUUAAUUUCAAUUCAUUGAAUUUAACAUCAAAAAAUCAAACAAUAAAUGAAUGCAUUAAUUGGAAUCAAUACUAUCGAUCAUGUGCGACUUCUGAUCAAAAUCCAUUCUCUGGAUCAAUUAGUUUCGAUAAUAUUUUUUCAGCAUGGCUUACUAUCUUUCAGAUAAUUACUUGCGAAGGUUGGGUUUCUAUCAUGUAUUAUGUACAAGAUGCACAUUCAUUUUGGGAUUGGAUUUAUUUCGUAUCGCUUAUUGUUAUUGGUUCAUUCUUUAUGAUGAAUCUUUGUCUUGCUGUUAUUUCGGCACAAUUUGGUGUAACGAAAAGACGCGAAACAGAACGAAUGUUAGCUGAACAAAAACGUUUAACUGAGCUAAACCCUACAGCAGUAACAAAUGAUCGGCCAGGUUCUUGUUGGAAAGAAUUAGUUAAAUAUGUGAAUCAAUUAUCGAAACGACUAUCUAAAAGAUUAUUCUACAAAAAUUGUCGACAGAAAUCUGAUAAAGUUAAUCACAGACACACUCGAAGAGAAAAAACAAAAAAAGAUGUUUCAAUAUCAGAUAUCAAUAUAGUCUCAUUGGCUCCACUAAUUAACCAAAAACAUCGAUCAAAUUGUCCACAUUAUCAAUGUCAACCCUUAGUAGUAUCAACAACGAUUGAUUAUGGCCAUGAUACUUAUGAAAUUGGUCCAGACAUCGUUGGUUCACGAUCAGAAAAUAAUAAUUUACCCAAUGAAAGCAAUCGACGAAUAAAUGAAAAUCUAGAAUUUGAACAACAAGAACAACAAACCGAUAGAAAUGAUGUAUGUGAUUGUUAUGAUCAAGAUAAAGGUGUUGAUACAUCUGAAAAUAGCCAAGAAGAAAACUCAAACUUUCAUCGUGAAUGUAUUUGUGGUUGUUGUUCACUCUUAAUGGUAAUACAAAAAUUCAUUGCACGUAUUGUUGCUAAUAAAUAUUUUAAUCGCAUUAUUUUCUCGGCUAUUAUUAUAAAUGCACUGUCAAUGGCUAUUGAAUAUCAUGGUCAACCAGAAUCGUUAACAAAUGCAUUAGAAUAUAGCAAUUAUGUUUUCUUAAUAUUAUUCGCAAUUGAAAUGCUAUUUAAAAUAAUUGCUGGAGGUAUUUUUAAAUAUCUUUCAAAUCCAUUUAAUAUAUUUGAUGGUAGCAUCGUUAUAAUUAGUUUUAUUGAACUAUAUGGACAACAAAACAGUGGACUAUCUGUUUUACGUACAUUUAGAUUAUUACGUGUAAUUAAAAUUGUUCGAUUUUUGCCAGAAUUAAGACGACAAUUGAUACUAACCCAAGAAGAUUGGAAUGAAGUACUUUAUAAUGGCAUGGAAAAGACAAGUCCAUGGUCAGCAUUAUAUUUUAUUGGACUUUUGAUAAUUUGCUAUUAUGUAUUAGUUAAUUUACUUGUUGCUAUUUUUGUUGAAAGUUUUUCAAAUGAAGGAGAAGGUGAACCUGCAAGUAGUAAUAAUAAUAAUAAUAAUAAUAAUGCUAGCUUACACGCAGCGCACAAAUGUGUAUUACAACAAUCGAUCACAACUGAUAUUCAAGUACUUGAUAAAUUCGAUGAGUCGGAAAGUAUUAAACUUAGUAAUGAAGAGGAACGAGCUCUAAAUGUUGAUACCAUACAUCGUACAAAUUCUCAUCAAGCAUUUCCACCAUCGUCAUCAUCAACAGGACAUUUUAUUGUUCAUGAAGGAAACUUAAUUGAACAAGAGCCGAAUAAUAUAACAAAUCCAUGUUUAAAUUCAGUGGUUAAACGCCGAUCGACAGUCGAUAAUUCAUCAUAUUCAUUUGAUCGAAAACAACGAAAUAAUAGUACUCAUACUGAAUCUAAUACGAGUAAUAGUAUACAACUUGCUAUUGGCACUGAACAACCGAUAAAUGAUCAAAAGGAUGCCCAAUUACAUGAACCAACUGAGUGUAAUACACAGCUGAAACAAAAAACAGAGCAAUCAAAAGCAAUUCCAUCAUGUUUAAAUCGACUUUGUGGGAGACGAAUAUCAGAAUAUUUCAUGAAACGUGAAAACUAUGCACUUUAUCUAUUUUCCCCUUCGAAUAGACUACGCACAUUAUUUCAACAAUUAAUACUAAAAAAAUCAUUUGAUUAUUUGAUUCUUUUCGUCAUUGCUCUCAAUUGUAUUACGCUCGCCAUGGAACGUCCAUCGAUUUCUCCUAGCGGUUUCGAACGACAAUUUUUGAAUCUUAGCAGUUAUAUAUUUACAGUUAUUUUUACGGUUGAAAUGAUAAUAAAAGUAAUCGCUAGUGGACUUCUUUUUGGGUCCAAUACAUAUUUACAUACCGGCUGGAAUGCUUUGGAUGGUUUUAUUGUGAUUGUUUCAGUUGUUGAUGUUGUUGCAAUGCAUCGACCUAUGAUUACGCCAUCGGCAGAGUCGGAUGCAGCGUCACAUAUUCUAAGUAUGUUAAGAGUCUUUCGUUUGUUACGGGCACUACGACCACUCACAGUUAUCCAUCGAGCGCCAGGUCUUCAACUUGUUGUUCGAACUUUAAUUUUAUCAUUGAAACCAAUAGGUUAUGUUGUUAUUAUUUGCUGUAUAUUCUUUAUCAUCUUCGGCAUUCUUGGUGUUCAGCUCUUUAAAGGUAAAUUCUACUUCUGUGAAGGGUCUCUCGCUGAUAGUGUAGAAACCAAACAACAAUGUGAAUCAAUGCCCGAUCAUCGAUGGCAAAAUCAAAAAUACAAUUUUGAUAAUUUGGGUCAAGCUGUACUUACACUAUUUGUCCUUGCAUCGAAGGAUGGUUGGGUAGAAAUUAUGUAUAAUGCUAUUGAUGCAGUCGAUGUUGAUGUGCAACCGACAAGGAAUUAUAGUGAAGCAAAAUUAAUUUAUUUUGUAUCAUUCAUUUUAAUUGUUAGUUUUUUCGUUGUUAAUAUGUUCGUUGGUGUCAUUAUUGAGAAUUUUCAAAACUGUCGAGCUCAGCAAGAGCUUGAAGCAGCAGGUCGAGAUCAAGAAAAAUAUGAAAAAAUCCUUGAAUGCAGACGGAGUCUUUUGAGGGAUUUAUCAUAUUAUUCAAAAAUGUCACGAUGGCGCAAACGUUUAUAUGAUAUAUGCAUGGCUAAAUAUUUCGAUUUAACCAUUGCUGGUAUAAUUGGUUUAAAUGUUGUUACAAUGUCACUUGAACAUUAUUCCAUGCCACUUGAAUGGGUGAAGUUUCUUGAAUAUUGUAAUUAUGUGUUUACGGUUAUAUUCUUACUUGAACUUAUUUGGAAAAUUAUUGCAUUUGGGCCAGUACAUUACUUCAGAGAAAAAUGGAAUCAGUUGGAUUCACUUAUUGUACUUGUAUCGAUAGCUAGCAUCAUAAUCGAACAUGUAUCACAUGGACACAUUCCAAUAAAUCCUACACUUAUUCGCGUGGUCAGAAUAUUGAGAAUUGCGCGAGUACUCAAACUACUGAAAAUGGCCAAAGGUAUUCAAGCUUUAUUAGAUACUAUCAUGGAAGCUCUUCCACAAGUUGGAAAUUUAAGUCUGCUAUUCCUUCUUAUCUUUUUUAUCUUUGCUACACUUGGUGUUGAGCUAUUCGGAAAAUUAGAAUGUAGUGAAGAGCAACCAUGUACUGGUCUUAAUCAGCAUGCGCAUUUUAAAAAUUUCGGCAUAGCACUUCUUACACUUUUUCGUGUUGCAACCGGUGAUAAUUGGAAUGGUAUAAUGAAAGACACUUUACGUCAAGACGAUUCACAUUCUACUGGCAGAAACCACUUGAUGAUAAUAAUAUCACCUAUUUAUUUUGUUAUUUUUGUUCUGAUGACUCAAUUUGUACUUCUCAACAUUGUUGUCGCUGUACUCAUGAAAAAACUUGAAGAUUCAAAUGGAAUGAUAGAGCAAGAUGCUACGCUGGGUGAAGAAAUGGAACAACUGUAUCAAGUUGAUGUACAGCACGGGAAUAAUGCUGAACAAUCCUUACUAGACAUGAACGGUCCACACGUAAAAGAGAAAGUAAUAAUUACAAAUUUAUAA
Molecule: messenger RNA, 6585 nt
Organism: Rotaria socialis
Lineage: Eukaryota; Metazoa; Rotifera; Eurotatoria; Philodinida; Philodinidae
Source: the annotation of a GenBank genome assembly